AUGUCGCGAGAAAUCAUUGGUCGAUUGUGGAAGGAGCAUAUGAAAGUGAGAGGCAUUGAGAUCCCUUCGGUGGUUUCAACGUAUGACGGUUCCCAGCAAAUGUUGGAUCAACAUUUGCUGGACCUCAUAGCGAUUUUGGACUGGCCUAACCCAAUUAUAUUGAUCAAUGGACUCCAAGGCCCAUCAACCAGUCUUCUUCCUCGUUUUGGUUCUCCCGUUCCGUCAACAUCGACAACCGUCUCAUCCACUUCGUCUCUCCAUUCAUCAACACGUCAUCCAAACCAGGCUCCGGUGCAGAGACGUGGCACACCGAAUUCGCGCCCGUCAACAACAUCUGGUCGAGGAUACCCAUGGCCAACCAAUCUUCUUCCUUGGCUUGGUUCCCCAGCUCCUUCAACAUCGACUAUGCCAGCCAACCAUGGAAACCAGUCAUUUGUUCUCACUUCUCCAUAUCGCCGAGCUAUGAAAAGUUCUCCUCAUCGUCCUUCCAUUGAACUCUUGUUCAAGAGAGGCCUCGGAAGUGCUGAGAUCGCUCGACGCCUUCAAAUUUCGUCUUCGACGGUUCGAAACGUUGUCGCUGCUAUCAAAAAGCGAGGAGAUGCUUCUGAAGUAAAAAAAAGCGGACGUCCACGUUCUGUCAACACCCGGAAUACUCGUGCAAUCAUCAAGAAACGGAUCAUUCGAAAUGAUGGAUUGAGUCUCAAUAGGAUGGCGUCACAGCUUGGAAUUGCCCGAUCCACUGUCCAAUCGAUUGUCAAGAACGACUUGAAGCUCAAAAGUUACAAACUACGUCGUGGACAGUACCUCUCGGACAAAUCGAAAGCGAUGCGACUCGAAAAAUGCCGAAAAUUACUCCAGCACUUUCAAGUGCGCCGCGUCUCUGACGUUAUCUGGACAGACGAGAAGAUCUUCACUAUUGAACCUCUUCCCAACCGUCAAAACCAGAGACAGUUAUUGUCAAAGGAUGACAGCAUGUCUCCGAAACGUCGUCUUGCCCAUAACCGCCUUUUCCCGAAAAGUGUCAUGGUUUGGGCCGGUAUCACGGCAACCGGUAAAACUCCGUUGGUUUUCAUUGAAAGAAAUGUGAAAAUCAACUCGGAGGGAGCAGGGAGCAGCACGAGAGGUAUCAAAAAAGUCCAGAAAUUGGUCAAGAACCCACCGAGCCCACCGAGCCCACCGAGAAAGAGAAAAGCUGCAAGAGAAGCGGCCGAGAAACUGAAGCAGCAAAAAGUCGAGGAAAUGGAGAUGGACAAGAACGAAUGUGGAUGUGGAGUUUACUGUUUGUGCCCCGAGUCGCCCAAUCUUCAUUGGAUAAAGUGCGACGAUUGUGGUCAGUGGUUCAACGGCUUCUGCCUCUAUCUGCUGAACACUAAGAGUGUGCUCCCAGAUGAGUUCAGUUGCUGUGGCGCCCAACCGACACAGGUGGAUGCAAGUCACCAACUCGUGAAACAACUUUUGGCUAUGAUGUCUCACCCAAUCACUGUCAACGACGAAAUCGACUGGAAAACCUUUGAAAAGGAGUGCAAGAAACAAGGAAUCAAUUUCCAAUAUCAAAGAUAUUUAAAGGAAGGAGACAAGAAAAUUAUUCUCCAAAAAAUCAUCUGCUGCAUUCGAGAACAUCUUCCGAAUGAGUUUGUUGUGGACGCAUCUCCACCUCUUCAACAUCGCUCAAAAUUGGACAAACUGGUCGCUGAAACGGAACUGGCGAGAGGAUUUCUGGCUAUCCGAGAGAUAAUACAGCCAAAGUUGAUUGUGAGACUUCCAAAGGCACUGGUGCUUCAAGUUCAGGCUGAAAUGAACAGACAGUCAUCUUCAUAUUUGUCAGCUCCUUGGGCGACUUCCACUUCAUCUUCUUCGUCUUUGUCUUCGUCGUCUUUUCCUCCAUUGUCGUCAGCUCCCUCUUCCUCCCAAUCUUCCAGUCACCUUGCUGUCGGCUUCGUCGGAGCUACUGGAUCCACUUCACAAGCCAAGAAAUUGGCUAUGAAGAGGAAGAUUAAGAGGGACGAAGAUCCGCCAUUAAGUGCGCCCUACGUGAAGAAAGAAGAUUACGAAAACGGUCCACGGGAAGAUGAAGAAUUGGAAUUGGAUCCGAAUCCGAAAAAAAAUUGCGGAACCACGCCAUACUGUUUGAUCAAGCCCUCAGAUCGGGACAUUCUUUGGGUAAUUUAA
Messenger RNA from Caenorhabditis briggsae, 2169 nucleotides. The record is from RefSeq and is a predicted model, not a curated record. The transcript is spliced from 9 exons. Bases 1 to 2169 code for a protein of 722 amino acids. Gene Ontology annotation, molecular function: nucleic acid binding. Gene Ontology annotation, biological process: regulation of DNA-templated transcription. Lineage: Eukaryota; Metazoa; Nematoda; Chromadorea; Rhabditida; Rhabditidae.